This is a messenger RNA of Delphinapterus leucas (beluga whale), 1843 nucleotides long. It is a transcript of the gene ASB15, whose product is annotated as ankyrin repeat and SOCS box containing 15. Gene Ontology annotation, molecular function: protein binding. The record is from RefSeq and is a predicted model, not a curated record. Gene Ontology annotation, biological process: intracellular signal transduction. Gene Ontology annotation, cellular component: cytoplasm. NCBI's taxonomy places the organism in Eukaryota, Metazoa, Chordata, Mammalia, Artiodactyla, Monodontidae.
GGACAAAUCCUGAUGAUUCCCUCUGGGACCUCUAAUAGAUAAGCUCCUUGCUCCAGAACCAUUGCACUUUCAAGUCAUGGACGCUAAUGAUGACCCCGAUGAAGAUCAUCUUACAAGUUAUGAUGUUCAGCUCAGUAUUCAAGAAUCCAUUGAAGCCAGCAAGACUGUGUUUUAUCCUGAAAGAUUUGUACCACUAAGUGAUCAAAAGAGAAAGCUGGUGGAAGCCAUAAAGCAAGGUCACAUUCUUGAGCUCCAGGAGUAUGUGAAAUAUAAAUAUGCAUUGGAUGAGGCUGAUGAAAAAGGAUGGUUUCCAUUGCAUGAAGCUGUUGUUCAACCCAUUCGACAAAUACUUGAGGUUGUCCUGGAUGCAUCCUAUAAGACGCUCUGGGAGUUCAAGACCUCUGAUGGAGAAACACCCUUAACUUUGGCAGUCAAAGCUGGUCUGGUGGAAAAUGUAAGAACUUUACUAGAGAAAGGAGUGUGGCCAAACACCAAAAAUGACAAAGGAGAGACACCUCUUCUGCUUGCUGUGAAAAUGGGCUCCUAUGACAUGGUGUCUGCCCUGCUUAAACACCACACCAGCCUUGACCAGCCCUGUGUCAAGCAAUGGUCAGCAAUGCAUGAAGCAGCCAAACAAGGCCACAAAGAUAUAAUAGCUCUACUACUAAACCACAGAGGCAAUGUCCACCUAAGAGACGGAUUUGGAGUCACCCCGUUAGGUGUUGCGGCCGAGUAUGGUCACUGUGAUGUGUUGGAACACCUGAUCCACAAAGGAGGGGAUGUGUUUGCUUUGGCGGAUGAUGGGGCAUCAGUGUUGCUUGAGGCAGCAGGAGGGGGCAAUCCUGACUGCGUCUCCCUCCUGCUGGAAUAUGGAGGAAGUGGAAACAUACCUAACAGAGCAGGGCAUCUUCCUAUACACCGAGCUGCCUACGAGGGACAUUAUCUUGCACUGAAAUAUCUUAUUCCAGUAACAUCCAAACAUGCAAUCCAGAAAAGUGGGCUAACGCCAAUUCACUCAGCAGCAGAUGGACAAAAUGCACAGUGCCUAGAACUGCUUAUUGAAAAUGGCUUUGAUGUCAAUACCCUGCUUGCUGACCACAUUUCCAAGAGCUAUGAUGAUGAACGGAAGACUGCUCUCUAUUUUGCCGUUUGCAAUAAUGAUAUCCACUGCACAGAAGUCCUCCUGGCUGCAGGUGCAGACCCAAACUUAGAUCCCCUCAACUGUCUUCUUGUGGCAGUGAGGGCCCAUAAUCAUGAAAUUGUCAGGCUGCUUCUCGCCCAUGGAGCUAAUGUCAAUUGUUAUUUCAUGCAUGUGAAUGACACUCAUUUCCCCAGUGCCAUUCAGUAUGCCCUAAAUGACGAGGUAAUGCUCAGGCUGUUGCUGAAUAACGGCUAUCAAGUGGAGAUGUGCUUUGACUGCAUGCACGGGGACAUCUUUGGAAAUUCGUUUGUAUGGUCAGAGAUAGAGGAAGAGAUACUGCCGGGAUGGACGUCUUGUGUCGUAAAAGAUAACCCGUUCUGUGAGUUUAUUACAGUUCCUUGGAUGAAACACUUGGUAGGCAGUGUUAUUCGUGUAUUAAUGGAUUACAUGGAUUAUAUCCCUCUGUGUGCUAAACUGAAAUCUGCACUAGAAGUACAGAGAGAAUGGCCAGAAAUCCGUCAAAUACUAGAGAAUCCCUGCUCCUUAAAGCAUUUAUGUAGGUUAAGAAUUCGAAGACUUAUGGGACUCCAGCGACUCUGCCAGCCAGCCUUAAUGGAGAAGCUCUCUCUGCCACCAAGUAUUCAAAGAUAUAUAUUAUUUAAAGAGUAUGAUCUCUAUGGACAAGAGCUAAAAUUGCCAUAA